GGCUACAAGGUUACACUAAUGUACAUCUAUACAAAGUACCAUGUGGCUGCUACAAAUGUAGUUACAUAAUAUGCCUCGCUAGUCAAUGGCUCACAUCUCCCCGGCGUAAAUCCAUCCUUCAAAUAGUGUUCCAUAGUUGUUUGGCUGGCACACGUCCAGCAGAGGUUGUUGUGGCGGGAAAUCGUUGACUAGCGAGGCAUUAUGUAACUUCAUUGAAGUGGAACAAAGAAUCUACAUGCAGGAAUUUCCCAUAGCUUUCCGUCGUUGCGCAAUGAAUACUACUGGAUUGGAUGCUAUAUAUGCGCCUGGGAGUGUGCCCCAAGUAAGUACGCCACGUACGCUAAGUACGCUGCCUUGACUACUUAUCUUCGAUCAUCCUAUAGAGGAAUGUUUUAUUCCUCCAUGCGCGUCUCAACGGUGACGGUAUCCGACGGAACGUCGCAACACUGAGUGAGUUAUCCCUUCAUCAAGCCUAGUCAAGAAUUUCCACAAUGCAGUCAACACUUGAUGAGGUCACACUGAGGUACGUGGCCUCACAUCUGGGCAAGGAAUGGAAGGCUUUGGCAACUUAUUUGGGAGUCAGGAAUGAUGAGGUUGACCGGAUUCAAGCAAGUCACCGAGGUACAGAGGAGCAGAUAUUCCAGAUGCUGAUGACAUGGUGCCAGCGGUGGGAUACGCCUAGUAACCACGGGGGAAAAUUGAGUUUCUUGCGAGAUUGCCUGAUCAAGAGUAAAAGAUCGGAUCUAGCAGAAUCCUUAUUGGAUUCAACGGAUCAUCUGAUGGAUUGGAACUUUAACCGCUGCUGUGAGGAAUUUAUCGAGUACUACAGAAACACGAUGGGGGUGGUUGCUUUGCUUCCAUGGGUUCCAUCAGAAGUGAGCAAGGUCAGCUACAUCGGCGUUAAACUUCAAUUCACCGAGCAAGCGAAAAAAGCCGGAAGGUUGGUGAAGUUUCGUAACAUUGACUCGUACGAGGACUUGCUGCGCCUAGAAUAUCAUGACAGCCAACCAGUCAGAUUUAUCCUCCUUUCUGGCAUUGCCGGUAGUGGUAAGACAACUGUCGUGUCAACGAUCGCCACCGACUGGGCAAGUAAGAAACGAGGAUCACCACUCUCAAAUUUCAGUCUUUUGAUUGCCCUGAGUGUGCGUGAACUAAAGCGUGCCGCUGACCUUGGUGAGGCAAUAUUCGACCAGAUCCUGGCAAAAGAUACCACGGUGAGUCUUAAAUCUCUGAUAAAUCGCAUACAGUCCCACGCUGAAGAAGUCCUUGUCGUGUUGGACGGUGCGGAUGAGUUUGAUGAGGACGGAUCGCAGCUGCCCUCGGAAGGUGAUAUCAUUGGCAUAAUCAGUAACAAAAUUCUCCGUGGCUGUACCGUCAUUGUAACCACACGUCCCCACACGGUGGAUAAGUUGUGCGAGCUGAACCCAUCUUUUAUUCGUGUCGAGAUCAGUGGCUUCUCAGACAGUGGUGUAAAAGAGUACAUUCAGAAUUUCUUCAAGGGUUACGACCCAAAGGUUUCUGCCGCGCUCGAUCAUCAGUUGAUCGAAUCAGAGGGUCUGUACAGUCUGGCAAAAAUACCAAUGAUGUUGCUCCUCAUUUGUCUGAUUUGGUCGGAGGAGAAUGAGCUCCCCGAGACAUUGACAGAGCUUUUUAAAGAAGCGGCUCUUUUCAUGUUGAAACGGUAUUCUCAAAGAACCGGCAACCACAGCCAGGAAGAGCAAUUUCUUGAAAGUGAGUGGAUGGAGUUUGUACAGGCAUUAGGCAAGACAGCGCUUGAUGGCGUCCUGCUUCCUGGUCAGAAAUUGGUGUUGAAACCCUCGGAUUUUGAAAAUUCCCAGAUGGUAGACAAAGCAUGUAGUGUUGGAAUUCUAUCAAAGGAAAAAGUGCGAAGUAAGUUAAGUUCGGUGCAACAUGUUACUUUCUUUCAUAAAACCUUCCAGGAGGCAAUUGCUGGAUUUUACUGGGCAAGUCUGGUUGAAACUGACGGAGACUCUUUCAACCGUUAUCGCAAACAAAUAAGUGAAGAAAACUCAUUUAAUCUUGAGUACGUAUUGCGAUUCUGUUGUGGAGCAAACGUAAAAGCAGCAAAGUCUCUUUUGACCCAUGUAACUGACUGUUUCAGCACAAAAUGUUCAGAACCAGCGAUGACGACAGAACUGAAGAAUGUACCAAACCGCAUAAUCUUGAAACCUGUCUCAUCCGAGGAAAUAAGAGGGAAGAAGAUGCAGCGUUUGUGGCUAAUGAUGCAUUUUGAGGCACAUUCUCGGGAUCUACACAGCAUAGACAAACCAAUGGAUAGACACAAACUUAAAUUCGACUUUGAUUGUACAGAGGAGGAGAGAAAUGCAUUUGGAUUUUUGGUGGACUGUGCCUCUUCCGUCUGUGAAUCGUUCCUGAACGAAAUACACCAAGUGUCCAUGAGCAGCAUCAAUGAAAAAAGUGCACCUGUUGUUGCGACGAUCUUGAAGCAAGGCAUGGUGAAUAUCAGAGAUAUUAACCUGCAGUUCGGUGAAAGUGAAUGUGAGGAAGCAGGCUGUCACUGGCAGAUGGACCUUGGCUAUGCUCUCUCGAAGAUUCAACUUCGAAACCUUUCCCUCUCUGGGCAUUCACUGCUCCAGAAACAAGACAUUUCUGCUAUCUUUGGAACACUGAACUCUUCUGCUGUCUCUUACUCACUUGAGACCUUGACUCUAUCUUCAGUUGCCUUCAAUCCAAGAUAUCUUAAGGAAUUCCUUGAAAAGCAAAGUAUGCAACAACCUGCCCUUCCUCAUUCUCAGACUUACACAUGUACCAACACAUGUGACCGGGACGAGGACUUAGAGGAGGCUUCGAAAGGCCUUCCAACGGGUUCUCUGAAAGUGCUCGACGUCAGGCACUGCCAAUCAGAUUCAUCUGCAUUUUGCCUUAAACGACCAUUUCCGAAUCUCCAAGUCUUAAGGCUGAUCGAUGAUGGUCUCCAAGAAGAAGACAUGUGGCAUAUUAAUAGUCUUCUCUCUCGAAGUCCAAUGCUCCUAGAGGUUGAUUUCUCAAGGAAUAACAUCGGUCAUGGUUUUAUGCGUCUUACUGAGCAGCUGUCACAUCUUGGUCAACUUCAAGUACUUAAACUUACCGACACAGGCCUAAAUUCAGAUCAGUUUGUCCACCUUGCCAGACAACUUCGCGUGGCCAAUCUUAGGGUCUUGUCCCUGAGUUGUUAUAAAUACUCACCAAAGACAAUAACUGCAGAAGCCCUGCUGGCAAUUUUGCAAUGGUCGUGCAUGUGCUCGUCCCUGAAGGAACUUGACGUUAAGCAGUGUGUACGAGAAUUCCCCGACGUAGAGGUCUCAGCCGAUCCUCGGACAGCACAACCCAUUGAGGAAAUACUUCAGAGCUCAAUGGAGAAUUUGGAUUUGAGCAGUAACCGCCUUGGGAAGUAUGCACCACAGAUCAUUAAGCUUUUUAGCUAUAUGCCCUCUUUGAAGAAUCUCGAUAUGAGUGGCAUAGGUCUCACCUAUCCCGAUGCAGUUCUUCUCGUUGAGGUUUUGCCAUCCUGUCAACGGAUGCAAGAGUUACAUGUAGGAGACAACAACAAGAUGGGAAACAGCGGUCUGGAAGCACUGCUGAAGGUGACCCCGAAGCUACCAGACUUGAAUUAUCUGUCACUGCCGGACAAGGAUGGAGAACCUCCUGAGAUGGUCCGAGAAUGUCUCCGUCACGGUCAUCGGUACAGCAUCAUCAGAUAUUUUUACCAGUUUAAUCGGCCACAAAUUGCUGCUGUAGUUGAAGUGAUUAAACGAUUUGAGCAAGAAGGGCAGAAAGAUUUGAGAUAGAAGUGUGAAAAAAGUUUGGGUUGAGCAUGGUGUUACAAAGUACACCAGGUGUAAUAAUUUCAUAAUCUAAACCAUGCCUAAUCUUUCUCUGAAAAACUGGAUGUUAGUUUUUUGUCCUGACAGUCUUUUGAAAUUGGAGAAGUAAACGCUCAUCUCAUGAUAUUGUUCCUAUAUAAGCUCUGUCGUUUAGACUGCUGUGAGAAGUCUUUUACGUCUGUGCAACUUGGUUGUAUAGUAAUUAUUUAAACUGGAGCAAAGCAAGACAAUUAAUGUUAUAAGUCUAAGCGUUCCAGGAGACCAUGAGUCUAUGUCCAUUUGUAUAUAAAGAAACAAUGAUGUUUACACACUUCAGACAAACUGGAGGAGAAACUAAAAUGAGGCAUCAGGUGAAGGAAAUUCCCCUGCUUCUCUGAAAUUGACUGUAAUGUGAAAUAUCGACGUUGGAUGCCUAGACAAAUUCAAAAGUUAGAUUUGCUGUAAUAUUGUACCAUAACGCAAUAUGGAUGCACGCAGCUUGUAUAAAAAGCGCAUUUGAUUUCUAUUUACAAAAAAAAUUGGCAGGCGCUUCUUUAAGUUCUUUUCAAGUCCCCCCACCAAAAAAAACUUGCCCGAUGAAAAUACAGGUUUUUCAUGUAUGCUCUCGAGCACUAUUCACGAACUGCAGGAGUAUGACCCUCAGUUUAUUCCGCUUAAUACUUGUCAAUAUCUCUUUAUACACUGCCAUAAACUAUACAAAAAACGAUAAAUUCUGUGAGACUGUCACAAUAUUUAAAGCAGCACACUAACAGUUUAUUUCUUUUUUACCAAUUACACUUACAUUUAUUUUAACAGAUUUAUAAAAGUACACUAAGCAGUUAAAGUAAUUGCCAAGAUUUCCACGAGUGAAGGUGGUUUAUGGGAAAGUUGUAAAAGUUUGAAGAAAAGAAACGUAAGCCCAUCGUUUAGGUCUGAAACAAUCUUGUCAUAUACCGUAGUUUUUGUAAAAAGGCCAAUUAGUUGUAGAGCUAUAUUUAACUCUGUGGUUAGAUCCUACAAAAAUUAGCAAGAGAGAACUAAAGAUUUAUUGGCCCAAGGGAGGGAGUCAUUUAUUGCCCUCAUUGGGUCUGGAGAAUUUUGGAUUUUUAUUUUACUAUCUGAAGAGUCCAUAAUGCAGGAGUUUAGUUUUACACCUCAAUGCAAGUAACAAUCAUCAUUUUCCAGGAGCUCGAUUACUAUGCUUGAUUGGACAAUACAUGUAUAGUGUUUUUAUUAUUGUCACAAACCAUUUUUGACCAGAUUCGGCAAUACAGAUAUUAAAUUCCUUUAGAUAUCAUGAACUUUUUCACAACUUUUUGAUAUGUUUAAUGUAUUAUUAAAUUAAAAAAAGGAUUUAAAAAAUGAAUAUUAUUCUUUUCAUUUUUUGCCUUACACAUUGUAUUAAUUUCAACCAGCUUGGUAAUUGUAACACGGUUGUCUUUUAUGAAACACUAAUCAUGCUCAAAAUCCGCGAUAAUUAUUGUAACGAAAAUUAAUUUACUUAAGGGAGCAGACCACUAAUUCAAGUGAGAAUUUCUGGCCAGACCAUUGGCAUUAAUUUGAAAGUGCCCCCACUGUAUCUUCUGGAAAGGAGAUUGUUUGGCCCCCAAAAUGGUGACAUUGUGUAAAUCGUUGCCACGAUCAACUCCCUGGGUCUUUGAGCUUUCAUAUGAGAGCAGAAUAGGUAAAACUACGGUUGAAAAAUGGUCCUUAGUGCCCGAGAAACUUUGAGGAUUGCCACUUGAAAAAUGGCUGCAAUCAGACUUCGGAAAAAUCCGAGGUUUAUUUUGUUUUGUGGGAAUAA
Molecule: messenger RNA, 5628 nt
Organism: Acanthaster planci (crown-of-thorns starfish)
Lineage: Eukaryota; Metazoa; Echinodermata; Asteroidea; Valvatida; Acanthasteridae
Product: NLR family CARD domain-containing protein 4-like
Biological process (GO): signal transduction
Molecular function (GO): protein binding
Source: RefSeq, a predicted model, not a curated record